CCGAACGCCACACGACGGAAGUGACUCAAAACAAGCCGGAGAGAUGUUUCCAUGAGAAAAAACAACACAAUUGCACCAUGAGACUGAUGUGUUUCUGCGGCGCCUUGCUGCUCCUCGUCGUCCUUCCUGCUGGUUGUCAGGGAGGCAACAUUUUGGUUAUUCCGAUCGAGGGCAGCCACUGGGUGAACAUGGAGAUCCUCAUCCGAGAGCUGCACUCACGGGGGCACAAUGUGACCAUCGUGUGUCCCAGCAAGACGUGGUACAUCAAGAACAACACCUCCUAUUACCACACUGUCACCAUUCCAAUGGAGAAGACCUUGGACAAAGACUUCAUCACCAGCAUGACAUUUGAGAUCAUGAAGUUUAAGAGGGGGUCCUUACCCCUGACGACUUUACUCAACCUAACCGUGAGAAUGUUCGAAAUGUUCCUUGACGCUCACAAUGUGGUGGGCGAAUUGCUUAAAGACGACGACCUGAUGAGGAGAUUGAAAGACAGCAAAUUUGACUUACUGCUCACAGACCCCUGCGGGGGUGGUGGUGCAAUUGUAGCCAAAUAUUUGAACCUUCCUCUCGUGUACAACGUUCGCUGGCUAAUCGCUACUGAAGGUCAUUUUGCAAUCGCUCCUUCGCCACUAUCUUAUAUCCCCAUUACGGGAACGGGCUACACCAACAAGAUGAAUUUUUUUCAAAGAUUUAACAACUUGAUUGCGUUUUGGAUUGGCUACACACAACAUAACCUGGUAAUUAAGUACAUUUACCAGAAAAUAUGUGACAAAUAUCUGGGGCCGGAUAACGAUAUGCACCAAUUACUGCAGUCUGCAGACCUUUGGCUCAUGAGAGUGGACUUCGUGUUUGAGUUUCCUCGCCCCACCAUGCCCAACGUCAUCUACAUAGGAGGAUUCCAGUGUCAACCUGCCAAGCCUCUACCAGACCACCUGGAGGAGUUCAUGCAAAGUUCUGGAGAACAUGGAGUCAUCCUCAUGUCUCUUGGCACUUUUGUGAGCAAACUUCCUGCCGACUUAGCCGAAGAGAUAGCGACAGCAUUUGCCAAGCUGCCUCAGAAGGUCAUCUGGAGAUAUAAAGGUGCUAAACCUUUAACUCUUGGCAACAACACUCUCCUGGUGGACUGGAUGCCACAGAACGACCUCCUUGGACAUCCCAAGAUGAAACUCUUUGUGGCUCACGGCGGGACAAACGGUGUUCAGGAAGCGUUGUAUCACGGAGUGCCCGUUGUGGGAAUACCUUUGUUUUUCGACCAGUAUGACAACUUGGUGCGUCUCUCAGAAAGAGGAGCGGCCAUCAUACUCGAGUUUUCCUCACUAAGCAAAGAUAACUUUGUGGAGGCCAUGCAGGAAGUUCUUACAAAUUCAUCCUACAAGAAGAACAUCCAGAGACUCUCCAGGCUGCACAGAGAUCAGCCCAUCGCACCGCUCGACAACGCCAUCUUCUGGAUCGAUUUUGUCAUUAGACACAAAGGUGCAGCUCACCUGCGGACCGAAUCCUACAAGAUGCCCUGGUACACCUACUACUCUGUGGAUGUGUAUCUGUUCCUAGCUGGAGUUGUUGUAACAGGGUUGAUCAUGUUUUGGAUCACAAUCAAGUGUUUAUGUUCUGCUUUGUGUCGGAAGAAAGUCAAACGCGAAUAGUCAGUCUUUUUAAAAAGUCAACAAACACUUGAAAAUCCAGAAAUCAGUUGUACUUUAAUGUCAUUUUAAAACCUGGGUUCUCUGAGGGCCAUAACAAACCUGGGACCCAUAGCGUCCAAAUGGCCGAAAGUUUUCUUCAUGUAUUUUUGCUCCUGAAGAUGAAGCUGUCAGUUAUUUACCAUAAUUUAUAUUUGUUUUUGUGUAACUGGUCGAUGACUAACUGUAUUUGGAACUAGGGCUGGAUGAUAAAACGUUAUCAAUGUAUACAGCGAUAGACAUGUAAUCAAUAUCCCAAAAAUAUGUGUUAACCAUCUAACAGAUGAUCAUAAGCAGCAGCUCAGUAUGUCAACACUGUGGCUUCACAAGUUAGUCUUGUGUGAUCACGGCACGGCUAAAAAAAUAAUGCUUAUAAUAACACUAAUACUUGGUUAAUAUUCACAUCACAAGAUCUAAAUUAACUAUUGUUGGUGUUGGUGUUUUUUUUAAAUGUAUUUUUAGAGUUAUUUAGAGGCAACAUAGAUUAUUCCCAUUAGCGCCAUUGCUAGCCACCUCCAACCAGCCAUUUCUGACAAAUUUGAAUGCAAAAAAAAUUAAAUACAUGCGUUCUUGUCUCAUAAGGAUUGUGAAUGAUAAGCAAAAAUCCUAAAAAAGUGCAGCUCCCCCUGAGGAGGUUAUUGUUAAGUGUUCAAUGAGAUUUAAAAAUUGUGUUUACAUUGAUUGUUUGAAUGUUUUACAUGGUUGUGUUGACAUUUCCUUUCCUUUCUACUUUGAUAGCGGAAAGUAUAAUGAGGGGACUAUUAUAUUUUCAAUAAAAAUGUCAACAUUUAAUAUAUUUUCCUCCUCUUCCUUAUUUUCAAUGGGUCAUAAAUAAUAUCAAUAAAUAUCGAUAUCAACCGUCAUAAAACACUUAUAUUGUGAUACAGUUUUUAGCAUCUUGAGGAAAACAUUGGUAAAAGAACACGCAAAAUAGAAAAAUUGCAGAUUACCUUUUUUUUCUUCAUUUUUGAGUGCAGAGUCUGCUCUUUUUUCUGUUUUUCUGCAGCAUCUGACACAGUAUUUCGCCCCUAGAGAGUGUUCCUGAUUUUUAGAAUCGCAACUCUGACCAAACCCUUCUUCUUGGAAGUCAGAAUCAUUUAAUUGCUGCAAAUUACACUCCUCUCGCAUGGUCCAUCCUAUUUUACGUUUGUCAAUUUGACUUGAGAGGUCCGUACUUUCCUCAUAUUCCCAUCAUUUGGAAAUGUAUGCAUGCUGCCCCCUUCUUUAGUCGUGUUGCUAUAACCUGCAACAAUUCAUCUAUACAUAUUUGAUCAUUCCUUUAAAUUCUGCAUGUAAAUAUCGUUAUUUGGGAUAAAGAUACUACAAAUACUACUCAAUAUAAAAUUGCCUUCAGUCUUCUGUAGUAACAUUAGUAAGCUGAUGCAGACCCGCCCACAUUUCAGAGCUAAAAGUGGGUGUUCCAAUAUGUGCAGAGACUCGUAAGAAAAAAAUCACUACUGUGUCUAUUUUAGGGGGAAUUUUACCUGUAGACAUUAUUAAAGUUGGUAUGCUAUGGCAUUUUUAGAAUGAAAUAGGAAAUAAGUGCUAUUGUUGUAGGGCUGGCCGAUAUAUCAAUAUACGCGAUAUAUCGCGGGUUUGUCUCUGUGCGAUAUAGAAAAUGAUUAUAUCGUGAUAUCGGAGUAUACGUUCUCACGCAGUUGCUUUUAGCUGCUGGCAUUACACGACAGGCUCUUCCCACUCUUUCUUGUGUCUCCUUCUCACAGACAGCAAGCGCACAUUCUUACAUAUGUCACAUACUUUCACGUCAUACGUCACAUACGUACACGCCAUCGCGGCGCAGAGACGUGGCAGCAUGGCUAAAGUUAGCUGUGAUGCGAGCGGUAAUACGAGAUAAAGAAGGUGCGAAUCUGGUAACAAAUGAAGGAAGAAUUAAUUCCCAAGAAAAACAGCAGGGGGUCCAUCGUCUGGCGGUGGUUUGGCUUCAAGUGGGAAUAUGUCGAACAGACAACCGUAAUUUGUCAAGUGUGGCGCAAAAGUGUUGCUACAAAAAGUAGCAUUACUGCUAAUAUGUAGCAUCAUUUGAAAAGUCGCCUGCUAGAGAAUCAAGAGUGCUUACUCCGCAUGUCAACAUCUCCGUUCGGUGCCACACGCCCACACCAUCAAAAUGCUGAGGCAAACAUUUCCAGAUCAACACCGUAUGAAAAAAAGAGUCCACGAGAAAAGGAGAUAAUGUCCGCAGGAACCUACCACAUAGCAAAGACGUACACUAUUUGAUUUCUUAUUAUGCAGCUCAUUUUUAUUUGACACUUAUUGAAAUAUCUUGUGUGACAUCAUGUUGUUAAACUAUUGUAGUGGCGUUCUGUACAAAAAGUGCACUUUAAUUUAGUGUUGUUUUGAUAAGUCAUCUUAGUGACGUCAUGCACAAAAGUGAACUAAUAGCUUGUUUUAAAAUGUCUCUGACAAUCUUGCACUUUCUGUUUUGGAAAUGACAUGAAUGUUUGUGCCAUUGUUUAAUAACUGUUUAAUAAAUAUAGUUUUGGUAAAUUUACUUAGUUGUGAUUUCCUUCUCUGCCUGAAAGUUUAAA
Molecule: messenger RNA, 4228 nt
Organism: Entelurus aequoreus (snake pipefish)
Lineage: Eukaryota; Metazoa; Chordata; Actinopteri; Syngnathiformes; Syngnathidae
Product: UDP-glucuronosyltransferase 2C1-like
Exons: 2
Coding region: 78-1646 (522 amino acids)
Molecular function (GO): UDP-glycosyltransferase activity
Source: RefSeq, a predicted model, not a curated record